Molecule: messenger RNA, 2813 nt
Organism: Cyprinodon variegatus (sheepshead minnow)
Lineage: Eukaryota; Metazoa; Chordata; Actinopteri; Cyprinodontiformes; Cyprinodontidae
Gene: adam12a
Product: ADAM metallopeptidase domain 12
Exons: 17
Coding region: 363-2495 (710 amino acids)
Biological process (GO): proteolysis
Molecular function (GO): metalloendopeptidase activity
Source: RefSeq, a predicted model, not a curated record
UUCAAAAGGCAACACUUCUCAGCAGUUUCUGCUUGGAAAUUAAAUCUCAUACCAGUGGGCGACUAAGACAGAAGAAGCUUGUGUAUCUCCUAAUGUUUUCCUCUCUUUACAACAUCUCCUUCCCCAUUUCUAUUAAUCCCCGUCAGGAGGCUCUUCUCCCUGUGGAUCCCUCGCUGAAUGGCCACAGACGUGCUGAGUUAAAGCAGCUGUUAUCAGGAUUCCCUGACGCGCUUCUCGCAGACGCACUUGAUCAAAUUUCAGGAAGUCCCUUUCUACUUAUUUAAGGGGGGCUGUUGAAUAUCAGCUGUUGUCGGAUUUGGGGUUGUAUGAUGGUUGGGCUGCUGUAGAGACGCUUCAGCAUCAUGAGAAACCAGACCAAGAAGAGUGUAAAGUUUAUUCUGACAGCACUUCAGACUUUGACUGUCAGCUGGUUGAUCUGUGAAAAGUUUCCCUCUGCAGAAGGAAGUCCUGAUGUAGCUGUUAAACAAGGACAAACAGCAAGGUCAAAACAUUACGAGACAACAGUGCCUCUUCAGCUGGUUGGAAAAGAAUGGAAACCAGUCAGCAAACUCAAACCCCAGAGUCACCCUGUAUCACUGAGGCUCUUGGUGGAGGUGGAAGGUGAGCAGCUGGUCCUUGCUCUGGAGAAAAAUGAGGGGCUGUUUGCUGGUAACUAUAUGGAAACCCAUUACCUGGAAGACGGCAGAGAAGUCACAGGCCCUCACAACUUCACGACAAACUGCUACUACCAUGGAGAGGUGGAGAGCCACAUGGAGUCAGAUGUCAGCCUAAGUACUUGUGCUGGGAUUAGGGGUUUUAUAUAUCUUGGAAGCAGAUCCUACAUGCUGGAACCAUGUGCCAACUGUUCUGAUGGGAUUCACUGGAUCUACCCAGCAGAACACCUACAUUUUGUUCCUGGCACCUGUGGUCAUGGUUUUAAUAUUUCCCACCCCACUCAAAACACAGACACCAGUCCAUUUAGAGCAUUCGGCACACGACAUAAACGCCACAUUCAGACAACCACCAAAUAUGUGGAGCUCAUCAUUGUUGCUGACAACAGAGAGUUUCAGAAGCAAGGCAAAGACAUUGACAGGGUGAAACAGCGACUGGCUGAGAUCGCCAAUUAUGUGGACAAGUUUUACAGACCUUUGAACAUCAGAGUUGCAUUGGUUGGGCUGGAGGUAUGGAGUGAUGUAGACAAGUGUCCCAUUACACAGGAUCCCUUCACUACCUUGCAUGAGUUUCUAGACUGGAGAAAAGUCAAAUUACUGCCUCAGAAGCCUCAUGACAACGCCCAGCUGAUCAGUGGGGUGUAUUUCCAGGGGACUACUAUUGGGAUGGCCCCCAUCAUGAGCAUGUGUACAGCGGAGCAAUCCGGUGGAAUUGUUAUGGAUCAUUCGGACAAUCCUCUGGGAGCUGCGGUCACUCUGGCUCAUGAACUUGGACACAACUUCGGCAUGAACCAUGACACACCUGAGAGGGGAUGUGGAUGCAGAGUGACAGUGGAUCGCGGGGGCUGCAUUAUGACUCCCUCCACUGGGUAUCCCUUCCCAACUGUAUUCAGCAGCUGCAGCAAGAAGGAUCUGAUGGCGAGUUUUGAAAAGGGAGUUGGCAUGUGCCUGUUUAACAUGCCAGAACUCAAAGUACUCUACGGUGGGCAGAAAUGCGGCAACGGCUAUGUUGAGGAGGGAGAGGAGUGCGACUGUGGAGAAGUAGAGGAAUGCAUGAAUCCUUGCUGCAAUGCCACUACCUGCACUUUAAAAGGUGAUGCUGUCUGUGCACAUGGACACUGCUGCCAGGACUGCCAGCUGAAACCAGCAGGAACACCAUGCCGUGAACCCAGCAACUCCUGUGACCUGCCCGAGUUCUGCACAGGCUCCAGCCCUCACUGCCCUGCCAAUGUCUACCUGCACGACGGCCACUCCUGCCACAAUGUUGAUGGCUAUUGUUAUAAUGGCAUUUGCCAGACCCACGAGCAGCAAUGUAUCACGCUAUGGGGCCAAGGAGCCAAGCCAGCUCCAGGGAUCUGCUUUGAAAGAGUCAACUCAGCAGGGGACCCUUAUGGCAACUGUGGCAAGGAUUCAAAAGGCUCCUUUGCAAAAUGUGAAGCCAGAGAUGCUAAAUGCGGCAAAAUCCAGUGUCAAGGAGGAGCUAACCGCCCAGUUAUUGGCACAAAUGCCGUUUCCAUUGAAACAAAUAUACCCCUUCAGGAAGGUGGAAGGAUAUUAUGCAGAGGUACUCAUGUCUACUUGGGCGAUGACAUGCCGGAUCCGGGCCUGGUCCUGACAGGGACAAAAUGCGGAGAUGGAAUGAUGUGUCUGAAUCGUCGGUGCCAGAACGUCAGUGUGUUCAGCGUGCACGAGUGUGCAGCUAAAUGCAGCGGUCGAGGGGUAAGUGAGGCACCUUCUCCGUCUUUUUUUAGCUGCUGUGAAAAUGUAAAAGCCAUUUUAAAUGGAUCUAAACCCAGUUUUAUUUCCCAUUUAUUCUUCAAAUAAAUUUAAUAACUGCCCAUUGUGCAUUUAUUAAGGAACAAACAGAGCCCCUGGUAAUAAAUCACUUGAAAUGUUGAAAGGUUCAAUCAGUUAGUCCUAAUGAUCUCAUUUAUGUUCAGCUCUAAGUACCAUUCAUCAUACGCCCAGGCUGUCAUUCUUCUCCUAAACUGAGUUUAGAAAUGCUUUGACUAAAUUUAUUUGGAGCAAUGCCAUGACACAAAGUUUAACUUUAAGGCAGGUGGGAAUAGAUUUUUGCUACCUUUUUUAAUUCCUUGUUUGACAGUGCUCACAAUUGUUUCAUACACCUUGAAUGUUUCACUU